UUUUUACUUCUGAAAAUGAAUAUCAAAUUAAAAUCAGAUAAAUAAAUUAAACGGAGAGGGAGUGUGGUGAAUAUCACGGGCGAGCAAGGAGCGUGAAAGGUAACUAUUGUACCAGUAGACACGCGUCUAGUAAUGACAACCUCGCACCAAAAAGUAUUCACCACUUUGGUCCUCACAACUUAGAAGGUACAUACGUGGCACCUUUUUUUGUCUCAGUGCAAUAUACGUGUCCACCUUCUCAUUGGCUCUUCCCUUCACACCAAUCAGGACACCCAAUUUCCAUGGAUACGCUACUUUAUCAGAGGACCCACCUAAUUGGUCUGCACCAAUCAAAUAUCUUCACUAUUCUACAUUUGCCCUAGACACGUGUCCUUUCUUCACCCCUAUCACUGUGCUGUAACUAUGAUAAUCUGCUUGGCAACCGGUCAAAUUACAUUUUCUCAGUCUAAAAUCACCUCCUGGAGAGACCUCCUCAGCUGUGAUGGACGCUGGAAAUGGUUUUCCUGCUACUAAGUACGCCGGUGGACCGCAAGAUACGACGAUAAUGAAUCGGAUAAUGCUAAGAUUCCGACCGAUCGCACCGAAACCUGUCGCCGGUGGUUCAUCUGAUGGAUCUACACCAGAAUAUAACAACACGGAACUUGUUACCAAAAGAAGAGCGAAGAGAAAGUACGUUAGAGUUAAGAAAAAUAGCAAGUGCAAGUCUAACAAAGAAGACGAGGCAAAUAAAGGCGGAUCUUCACUGUAUGAGGAUAACGGAGCUGUUUUAACUCUUCAGUUGAUGCCGGAAAGUAGUAGCGGCGUCAAAAACAGUCUAGAAAAUUCCGGAUCUCGACCUUUCUGGAUGAAUUUUCAGAAUAGUGAAAUUUUUCCCGUCGGAUCAGAUCAGAUAGAUCGGACGGUGGAGAUGCAGAAGAAAAGAGUGGUGGAGUCAUGGGUAUUGGUAGACCGGAUGACAAACGCGUUGGUAGAGGGAGACGCGUUAGGUAGUACGGACAUGGAGAAGAUGAAGAAUCUGGAGGCUGACACGUGUCCAGGGUUGAUAUCAGACGGUUUAGAUAGAGUUCAGUGGGUGAAUCUGGCGUACCGGAGAAUGGUUGAUCCUCUAGAAGGUUGUGGAAAUUCGCCGAAGCUGGUGACCUGGCUGGUAGUGAAGGAGAAAAUAUUGUUACCUAACUCAUCAACUUUUGCAUGCACUGUGAGGAUACUGUACACGAAGAACUCACAGACAAUGCCGUGUGAUGUAUGGAAGAUGGAAUUUGGAGGAUUUGCAUGGAGACUUGAUGCUAAAGCUGCUCUUAGAUUGGGUCGUUAAUGAGGAUGCAACUAG
Messenger RNA from Solanum stenotomum, 1330 nucleotides. RefSeq lists its product as uncharacterized. The record is from RefSeq and is a predicted model, not a curated record. Lineage: Eukaryota; Viridiplantae; Streptophyta; Magnoliopsida; Solanales; Solanaceae. The transcript has a single exon. Bases 482 to 1315 code for a protein of 277 amino acids.